AUGGAAAUGGGCAUUCUUCAUGUGGGACCACCCAAUCAACAGACGCACGGCCUGUACAGCCUAGCGUCGAAGCAGGAGACCACUGCAACCGAAAUCCACACAGAUGCAGCAGCGUCCAAAGUCACACCAGAUCCUCGUCACAGUCCCUCUCCCACAACUGAACAACAAAAUCCUAUCCCUGAACCAGAAUCCUUGCCCACGUCGCUACGACAGAAGAAUAUCCUUUCCAAGUAUCGCAAGGUCUUCAAGGGACUUGGUCGCGUCAAAGGGGUUGAAGUCGAAAUACGUAUGAAAAAAGGUACCACCCCUGUUGUGCACCCCCCUUCACGCGUGGCAGUUCACUUACGAGAGGCGCUGAAUAAAGAGCUCGACAUCCAAGAGUCACUUGGCAUCAUUGAGCAAGUAGAAGGCCCAACACCUUGGGUGCCACGUAUCGUGGUCGUCCCGAAGUCUACGCCAGGCGAGGUUCGGAUCACACAGGACUGGCGCGACGUCAACGCACACGUCGAACGAGAGAUCCAGCCCAUACCCACAUUUGAAGAAGCCACAGACGAAAUGGGCGGUUCUACCAUCUGGUCAAAGCUGGACAUGUUCAAGAAUCCCACCAAAUUGCAUUGCAUCCAAACUCCAGAAAGUACGCUAUCUUUUCCACACCAAGGGGUCUCCGCAGAUGUACCACUCUGGUAA
Paramuricea clavata is the source of this 687-nucleotide messenger RNA. NCBI's taxonomy places the organism in Eukaryota, Metazoa, Cnidaria, Anthozoa, Malacalcyonacea, Plexauridae. The record is from the annotation of a GenBank genome assembly.